CCGUACAAAUCUCACAAUAAGCAUUUAACGUUUCGUCGAUCAUCUAUUUAAUAACAUUUAUCAUAUAAUAUCUCCAAUUAUAAAUAUUUUAAGAUUUUAGAUACUAGUAAUUCUUUCUUUUGUUACAGGUAAUGAUUUUCGUAACACACAUACCAAAUGCUAUUCCAAUCGAUUUCCUUAAUAUGUCUCCAACAAUACGUGGCGGCGUCAGUGGAAGUUCAUUUCGAGAAUAAGGACGGUGGAUUCUUCCUGAAGCAUAUACCGCGGCAAUAUUAUCCGGCUCGCGGCACGUCGGACACUAUCCCGGCGCUAUCUUCAGGCGCGUCGAAUAAUAAUAACAAUAAUAAUAAUAAUAAUAAUAGUAAUAAUAAUAACAACAAUGCAGGAGGUGCGGUAGCAUCGCCACCGCCUGGUUCUGUCCUCUCGAUCGACAAGUUCACCGUCUUCCAAACGAGCGAGCCGGUAUCUGUGCGGGCUACAUACGGUCCUUUUAGCACCAAACAGACUGUACCAGCGCGUUAUAUAGUUCCUGAUCCGUUAGAUGCACUGCCAGGACCAGAAACGCGACGCAAUCUUACGGCGGCGACGAUCUUAGACGCGCAGGAACUUGGCGCUCGCCAUCUGGAUAUGUCAGCUCACCUGGUGGGCAAUAGCAUACCGCGCGACUCGCCCGUGCUCAGGGUACUCUUUCAUGCCGGCAGCGAAGCUGGUGGUAGACGUCAGCUGUUGAUGGCGCGGCAUCAACGGGUCUGUGUGGUGUUGCACGCUAGCCUAGCUAGUCCAUCACGGAAUAAUGCCGCGAGUAGAAGCAGCAAUGGACACGGCUACUCUUCUUCUUCGUCAUCUUCCACGCUUACGGCCGCCUGCAGUCCCGAUGGUGAGAAUGGGGUUUGCCUCGCGCAAAUCACUAUACCAGCCGAUUGGUGGGCACCGUUACCGCCACCUGAUGCUUCCGGCCGUGUCAAGGUUGCCAAAAGUCUGCCGCGAUUGAUUCAGGUUGCUUACUCCGUGUUAGAACCGCGUACCGAGGAGGGAGGACUUGGUAAUGGUGGUAGUAGUAACACUGGUGGUGGCGGUUUGACUGAUGCCAUUGGUGGAUCAGGAUUCUGCAGACCCAGAGUGCAAAUACAACCAGUCACUCCGCUGGGCCAAGUGCCGCUCGCGCCUAACAAAGCGGAUUAUAAAGAACUCAGAGCAGAUGACUCGCUGACGUUGUUGGUGCCGCACGGGCCGCUCUAUCCAAGAUCCAGGUUGCAUAUUCCAGCCUUUCUACACCCCGUUAAGGUGACGGAUUCACGACAAGAGCGACCACCGUUGAUUGUUGCGGUUUAUUUAAGGGCACGAGUAAAAUCCGGUAUAAAGAUCUUAGAUGCUUCAUCUAGCAGUCCGGACUGGAUCGUCGAUAGUGAUGUCAAUGUGAAGAAUACAGCUGCCACGUUCACAGCGCGACGUAAAGAAAAUUCGUCACGCAUAUCGAGCAUGUCCGUGGAAGAAAUAAUGACGAUGUUACUGGAAGCCAGUGAGGAAGGCAUAGGCGGAAGUUGGGACGGCGGUAGAAUCGUAUGGAGUGUACGUUACACGCUUGAGGGCGAGGAGGAAAAUAGCUCCCAGUUGACGGGCGUCGAUCAGUCGCAGCAAAGAAUGCAACAACGCCAAAUGCAACACCAUCAUCAUCACCAUGUUGAGAGACGGAAACUGCAAGCACGGCUGGAGAUACAGAAGGAUGAUAUACAAGCGGUACUUCCAAUUUCUAAGAACUGGGAGGUGAUGAAUACGGCGGUGUUGACGGGACGUCAGGUGUCGCAAGGAAUGAAGGUUUUCAUCGUGAGCCAGGCCGGUACAGUCGCCGACGUUACACUGCAGUCGUCUUGUCAUUCUGAGGAUGAGAGUGUCCUCAAGGUAUCGUCUUCAUGCAGUAGCGUGUACGUGGAUGGCUCGGAGAUCCGAGGUUCCAGCAACGCAUCGGUACUCGUCAAAUAUGGCACAUAUACUGGCCUGGCGAGAUUUACUGUGUGGAUGCCCGAGCUUCCGCUGGAAGUGAGCGUCGCUGACACGCGACUGAACCAGAUAAAGGGUUGGAAGGUGCCAGAGGAGCAUGUGACAAGUGGAAAGAGCAAACGGAGUUUGCUAAAUACUACGCAGAUCAAAGAGAAGACGGAAGUUGCCUCGACGUCAACAGUACCGCCAGAAAUAUCGAUGACUGCACGAGCAAAGAAAAGGAGCGCCGUCGAUUUAGAAGAGUCGAUAGAGGACACAUCCUUGGACGUAGAUGAUCCGGAAGGGCUUCUCGAGGAAGACGAGCAGGAAGAACGGUUCCGGCCCAACGGGAAUGAUCACGAAUGGGACACAAUCAAUUCUAUCGAUCGGAAUCUAUCUCCGGCCAAUUGCAGGUUGCGCUUCCAGCAAAGUCCAAUUGAGGUGCACGCCCGAUUUCUAGCGACCGAUCACGACUCGGGCAGGGUUUCGUACUUCGUCAAUCGGCGUACCUGGCUACGUGUCACUGAUCUUGUAGCUGGUAUGCUGCGUGUCUCCGAUCCUAGAAUAGCGACGCUUCUUCAAGGUAGGCUGGUCCAAGGACGCGGAGUGGGUCGCACGGAGGUGCAGGUGCUUUCACCAAUCACGGGUAGAGUCAUAGGCGCGAAAGAAAUCAGGGUCGGAAAUGACCGCGUGUCCGUGACGCGUCUGUCCGUGCGGGUGGUGUCCGGACUUCAACUCAGUAUCAGUCCAGAUACCGCAAUCGAGAAUGGAUACAUCGCCGAAACCUCGGUUACGAGGAGACUGACUGCACAGUAUCAGGAAGGACUGCUGGACAUUGACGUAGAGUUUUCGGAUAGUACUCACACACCUCUUAGGGAAAUCACAGUGAGCGAUUACCAUUUAUUGGUAGAAAGUUUGGAUCCGGAAGUCGUAGCAUUCGCACCGAUGGUUGCUUCCCAUCACCCACGAGUAAUCGCAGUCGGUGAAGGACGCGGCGACUUGCUGCGUGUCACUUUACAGCUAGCCGACUCUUGCCGAUUAUCCAGCAGACGUUCAAGCAAGGGCUCUCAGAGAACGGCGGUCACGGCAUUGGCAAGCGCGUCGGCCAAUGUCGAAGUGGAUUUUGCCUCGAGCGAAGUGCCCAAUCGGCCGGAAUUCGUACAGAACGAUGGUGGUGGGACUAUCGGUUCUCACCACCACAGAGAACGUAAAACCAGCCGAGGGGAAGUAGCGUCCGAUCUACACGACAUUCUCAUCGGGUUACCGCUGAAAGACGAAAAAGACGGGCACGAGCACGAGCCUUUGGUGCAGGCACGGCAGCAUCGCACGGCUAUAGCUAAUGGCAUGUCUUCAGGGGGUAUGGGCGGCGUCGGCGUGCGUCACCACGGAGUUGGGACACGAAUGAGUCCGCUCGAGAUCGGGAUGUACGUGCUGCUCGCAGCGUUCUGCUUCGCAAUCGUUGUCUUCGUCGUUUCCUGCGUGGUGUACGCCAGCAAGUUCAAGCCUCAACCACCAAACUCUCCGCUAUCCGGUGCGGCCAUCCCGGUGCUGUCUGGCGCGGGUGCGAGAGCUCGUGCCGCCGCGAACCAGCUGGCGUCCAGUAGAAGACCACCACGCGAAUCAACUACCAACGCUCACGACUGGGUAUGGUUGGGUAGAGCAACCCUCGAACGAGCUGCUUGCGGUCCACAACAGGUGCGCGUAACGAGUAAUCCGCUGGCCAACGAAGGCGAACCCGAGGCGGAAUUGGGCACCUGCUUCGACAAUCCGAAUCAUAUCGAACUACCGUCUGCUAAUCAACGAUCCAGCAGCAGUGUCAUUGACACCACGACUUAUUCCAAAAAGGACAGAGUAGCGCGAAACAGUUUCGCAGUAAAAUCCACGGUCAAGCCGACCGCAGUAAUACCAUCUACUACAGUUACUUCGGCGGCAACAACGGCGUCGAUGGUAGCUCCGAUAAUGGCCACUGCGCGGAAUGAUAACGAUGAUAUUCCUCCGCCUUUGCCUCCACACGGAGUACCAGUCACAAACUCGACAUCAACAACGGUGACUACAACGACCACGACGUCAGUCGGCACAAACAAUGUGAGCAAUGGCAAUAAUGAAGAUUAUAAGCCGCCGGUACCGCCACACAGGAACACGGGGGUAGGAACGCGAUUGCCGGAACCGCCGCGGAAGCAUCGCCACAGAGCGUCCAGCAGUGGUAGCGGCGGCCAUCACGGGAAUAAUCAUCGACACAGCAGCAAAGCACAGCAACAGUCAAAUCAUCAUAUAAUAAUCAAGUCGCAUGGGAAAACUAGAGUAGACAACGCAAACAAGCAAAGUGGCGAAGACGAAGAAUUUGUGGAAUUUAUGAAUCACGAUGACAACAGACACCUUACAAAGGAUGCCGGGAGAUCCCGAGAGAUCAAGAAGGCGACUAUAGUCGGUAAUCCCAUGUAUUCGUCCUUUUCUACCUCCGCUAUGGUGUCUACCGCCGUCUCUACCGUAAAUUCAUCCACUCCUACUGGCGGUGCGGCAUCAUCCACCACAACAUCUCCGCCGUCUUCGUCACCGUCCGCAUCUUCCUCCUCAUCCUCCUCUAGCUCCUGCGCCUCAUCCUCCUCCCAAGACCAAGAGGAAUCAGUCGCACUCGAUGACCUUAAUCUAGGUAUGGAUUACAAUCAGAUCAUGCAAUAUUUCGAUAACUUGAAAGAGUCGAAUGCCUAGGUGAGGCCAUUCGACCUUUCCGAAGGUCGAGUAGUAGUCAACGUCGAUACGAAACACUGGGAUUCUCGUUAAUAGAUACAGCGAACGCCAUCGAGUUGUUUCUUUCCCCUUAAGAAUUUUCGGAGAGAAUUCUGUCGAGAAUUCAUAACAACUCGCUCUCGCAGGAACGAGAUUUCGCUAUCAUCGAAAACGACGAUUCACCGGAUAUUUCGUAUCUUAGACUAAUAAUCUAGUCAGCUUCCUAGCAGCACAUCAAGAAUAACGCGCAAAUACGUAUGCAUACACACAUACACAUACGCUCAUAUUAACAAAUAAGAAAGGGAUAAUUCCUUCGCACGACUUAUACAGUCUCCUGACAAUUUGUUACGACUGCUAGCAAUUUUUCGGCGCAAUGGGUAAAAGUUCCUCAAGUAUAAUAUAAUUUCUUGAUAUGUACAUAUAUAUCUUAUUUUUUGCAUCGAUACGUAAAUAACAAUACGUAAAAUGUAAUGUACGAUAAUAAGAUGAAGAGAGUGUGAAAAAAAAUUGCAUCAAUAUUUUAUAAUUUAUAUCAUAAAUAAAAUAAAUAUUAUACACGGAAGAUGCAUAUUUUUACUAUACUUUUAAUAUUUUUAUUAUACUUCUAUCAUCCAAAUUAUCAUUAUCAAAACGAUUCAACUUUUGAGUAUCCUUCUCUUCUUCUUUCCUUUGCUUGUACUGGUACUUUAAUAUUUUUAUUUACGAAAUGUUUUCUUUGAUAACUUUAAAUAGUUUAAAUCUUAGACUGUUAAUAAUAUAUUUAAUAGAUUUAAUGUCUAUCAUGUGACUUAUAUUUUAGUAAAUUUGCGCGCGAAGUGUAUCGAAUAUCACGACUGCGAAAAUUUGCUAUCGUAAUAAAUAGUCGGAGUACUGUUUGCGUACACUCAAGAGGCUUUAAAAUAAUUAACUCGGUGGCCGGUGGAGUAGGUAAAUCGCUCGUUCGACGACAAAAGCGUUACGCGACAUUUCGACGUUCCAUUUCUUACUGCAAGCUUUCCUUCAUUUCAUACAGGAUCGUUGCGUAUCUUCGGUCUCGCCCCUGUGCCAUCUUGAUCUCUCGUUCGAGCCUUUUCUCCGCUACCACGCGGUUCCUCCACUUGUCAAAUGACAAGAUAACAAGCGUCAGACAAUUCGAAAUACUUGUAUUUCAAUCGCGCAUGCAUUCAAUAACGCAGAUCGUAAAAAUUCUCUAGUGUAUUUUAUUAUUUUCGUGUUACUUUCAAAGACAUUUUUGCAUUCUUUACGUCAAAUUUUAUACUAUGGCUAUUCAAAGAAAACAGAAUAGUCAAAAAUACGUCAAAAUAAUAUCAAAAUAUGAUCGAAAAUGACGUUAAAAUAUCAUGGUUUUUAUAUUUUUGACCACGGUAAAAAAUUUUUCCUAUAAUUUAUUUUUAUUGCUAAAAUAAAUCUUAUCAAUUUGCAUCACAUUUCAGAAUGUCACUUUUGUCACACGAUCAAAAAUAUAUAUUGAAAGAAAAAGUUUACAGUAUUCUUAGUCGGUCAUUCAUCUAUGCCAUAUUUAUCAUAUACUUUCAUAAUAAUAAGCAUAUACAGUCGAGAAACGUAUAACGCAUUUUCUAAAAGUCAAAAAAACAAAAUAAAAAAGUUAAGUCAUUGUUAAAUCAUCUAAAGAAACUCACGGAAGUAUUCCCCUCCGAGUUUGAUGAGCUUUUAAUACGUCUGGAUCAAAAUAAGGGACACAUAUUUUUUUAAUCGUACUCUAACGCAAGGACGAAACACUCCUUUAAAGAAAAUAGGUUUUUUUUCUUUUGCAGCAAAUAUCGUCGAAACUAAGGCAUAGAAAAAAAGUUCUGAAUGAAAAUUGAAUGGCUUGAAAAGUAUAAUAGCAAUGAAAAAAUUUUUUUAAAUAUGAGUAGGUAAGUGUGAUAAGGGACAAUUAAAAACAAUUUUCUUUGUAAGAUCAAUAUUUAAAUUAUAACCAAAAGUAAUAUAAAUUUGGUCAUUGGUCGUCAGUUUUUCCGAACUAUCCUUAAAUAAAUUUCUCGAAUUUGUUGUUCAAAAUUCGCGGAGAGUAAUCCGCUAGAUUCUUAUAAGUCUUACACAUGACAAUGUAAUUUAUUUGAUAGAAGAUGCAAAAAGACGUACUCUUGAAUUUAUUAUGCAUAUCAAAAACUAAUUAACAUUUUUCAUACAAAAAGAAAUAAAGAAAAGAAAAUUUUCUGUCACUGAGUGUCUAAUCACCACGUCUUUUCUGCCAAUGUUCAAUUUUUAUUCAAUACUCGCUUCACGGGUAACGCAAUCAAUGAUGAGCUUUUUCUGAACUGUUCAGUUCACGAACUACCAAUCAAUUAGUUAAGUUCGGUAUGCGAAGCGCGAUCGAAAUACGGCGAAGCAUUUAUUUGCGACUUAAUCCAGUCGCAUCGGAGGACACAUAUUUAUUCAACCGUACAUUAUAAUGUUUGUAAAUUUUGCUUCGUAAGACUGUGUACAUAUAUAUAUAUAUAUACAUAUAUUAUACAUAUAGAUAGAGCGCAUGUUAAUUAUGAACUUACAAGUUUAAAAUUAUAUUUGAAUGGCUAAUAGAAAAUUGCGAAUCGUUGCACGCAUCGUUUGACGAAAAACUCGUUCGGCUGUACAGAAUGAGAAGUAACGCCGACGGCAAAAUACGCGUACGUUAUGGAUUUUAUAAUGUUCGAAUGCUGCUCUCUGAGAUCGCUUUUGAAUUACACUUCAUCUCUCGAAAUUCCAUAAUCUUUUUAAAUACGUCGCGCACUUUUUAUUUAACUGAAAGUACUUUCAUUACAUGAACGCAUCCACACAUAUGGCAUCGUUGAAGCGAGAUCGGUAUCUGGAUAUAUGAAGCAUUUUAUACUUAAUUAUAAUGUGCAUCGACGCAUCCCAUACAGCACAGAAACAUUGCAGAAAUAUUUUGUUGUAACAUUCUAAAAACGUUAUAAAUUGUUGUUACAAUAUUGUUACAAUAUUACUGCAACAUUGCAGCAAUAGUAAAAUGUAUAUCUUUAGAAAUAUUGCAGCAUUAUUAUAAUAUGAUACUGACUGAACUCAGUCUGCUGCCAUAUGUAAACGCGCGGCGAAAGAGGACCGCACGGCGCUACGAGGCGCGCGGAAAAUUGUUUAUUACAAACGACAAUGGACACAUGAGCGAUGCGGUGCCACUUAAAAAAAACAAUUUUCCGCGUACCUAGCAAUAAUAAUCACUGGGCAGACAUAUCUAAUCGCGCUUGCAUUUGCCGGUAGGCUUGACAAACUAUCUUUAGUAAUUAAUAUUUCAUUAAUUAUUGCAAAUUUUGCAAAAUAAUAAAAAAUGUUUCUAGUCAGUCUGUCUGGUUCUAUUAGCUCACGAGAGGUGGUCAUUACUGGAUACACUCUUUAUAGAUUAUAUACAGUAUAUAUGUAUAUAUCCCAGAAAUGGGGAACGUGAAAGCGAUCGAGUGGAACAAAAAAAUCGUACAUUAUUUUAAGAUAUUCGCUAUAAUUAUCGGCUUAAAAAAUAAAACGAACCAAUGUGCGGUAUCAAGUGCGCAUCAAGCUGCGUCACUUUUCUCUCGCCGUCACAAUACUACGAAUUCGCAAGGCGUGCCCAUACAUUGGUACAAAAAUUUUUUAUUUUUAAAGUCGAUAAUUAUAGCAAAUAUCCCAAAACGAUGUAAAACUUUUUUAUUCCUCUUGACCUCUUACACGUUUCCAGUGCAGCUCAUACCACAUUUUUGGGACAUCCUGUAUAUGAUAUUCCGUCUUCUGUUUUAUCUUGUGUGAUUUUUUAAUUGUGAAAAUUAAAACUUUGCAAUAUCUAUCUAAUGGCAGUAGCGCGUACUACUUACGGGGCAUUAUUUCUCAUGUAGAAUAUUAUUUUUCACAAUAUUUUUGAAACGUUGCUGCAACAUUAUUACAAAAAAGUCUUUGCAAUGUUUUCAGCAAUUCCUACAAACUUCUGUGCUGUAUGAAAUAUAUUUGGAUACGGCAUUGCGAUACGAUACUUUAAUUAAGUGCGCUCUUGCUUUAAACAUUUGUAUCUAGGUAUUAUAAUAUAUCUGUUACUGUAACGUGUAUACACACGUGUACAUAUAUUAUAUAUAUUUGCCAUAUCAAAUAUAUAAUUGUAUAUUUACCAUAAAAAUAUUAUCCGGAAUAUUGAAGUCAGUUGUACGUUAUGAAGAAGAUGUCCCAUUGUUUUGUAACAUACCUAUUCAGUUUAGAUUUUAUUUACAGUCAUUAGUUUGUCGCAAUGUUUCAGCAAUGUUCGGACUAUCAAGUAUGUAUGUUGCAGAAUUUUUAAUGACUGUUUCAUGUAGGUGCUAUUUCGAAAAAUGUAUGUAUCUGUUAUAAAAAACACAUCUUUAUCAUAUAACCAUAUUUGUACCUAGAUACAAAAAGGAAAUGUAUAUAACCAAUAUGUUUGAAAGUUUGUAUAAACUAAGUGAAUAUUAUUGCCUAUAAUUGAUUUAUUAAUAAAAAAACAAAUAUAACUUAUUAUUUACGUCAUGCAAGUAAAAAAUAAUGGAAAAAUUAUUCUUAGGACAAUUUUUCAAAAUGAUCAAUUUGAUUAAAAAUUGAGUAAUCUCUUUUACAACAUUGACAGUAACAUGUUACUUGUAACGUACGAUAAUAAUUGUUACUCUUUUUUUUUGUCUGUAACGACAUUAUUACAUUUUUACAAUGAUAAGAAAUUUUCUUGUUAAUUUAUAAAUUAUAUAAUACAUAAAAUAAUUAUUUAGUACCUCACCUCACCCCAAAUAAUGUUAACUUUAACGUAUGUUAUCAAGGUCAUGAUCUUCUAAGAGUAACAUCCAAGAGAUAUUAAUCGUCGCUCAUUAUUCAUUGAAAAGUCUUAACAAAAAAUGUUUCAUAAAUGAAACAAAAAUUUUCAAAUUUGGAAAUUACAUUGAGUUGAGUUGGGUUGGGUUAAGAAAAAGUUCCACGCAUGUACUUUCCACAAGAAGCGAGUCAUACUCCAUGUUCCACCUGCAAAACGAGACCUAUAGUUGUUCUGUUUCAUAGAGAUUUUCAACUUUUACGAAGCAAGAUCAAUCCUCCUCUAUUACGAAACGAGAUUUAAAAUUCUACAAUUCCACCGCCCUUCCAACUUACAAAAUAAUGAAAAAAAACACGAGUAUAAUAAUCAUAGAAUUAUAGGUCUCAUUUCACGCCGUAAACAGAAUAUGAGAUGGACUUUACAUGGAAGUAUUACAUGCGUGGGCAAAACUCUUUCCCCUGCACCCUUAUUUCACAAUAUUGAUAACUUAAUCCAUUCUAAUUUCCAAUUGAAAAAAAUUUAAUUCCGUUAAUGAUAAUUUUCUCAUUUGGAAACAUUUUUUGUUAAUAAACUUUUUAAUAAAAAAUAAGCAAUAAUUGAAACCUUUUAAAUAUUGUUCAAGUUGUUAUAAUCUUGACAACAUAUCUUGAAUCCAUGGAUGUCAAGAUCGAAGUUGGAGCCCGAUCUCCUAAUCGAUAUAUUUAUCAAACAUGAAAAUUGUUUUGUUAACUUUUUAAUAAACUAUGGACGACAGUUAAAAUCAUUGAACUGUUAUUCAGGGACAUGACUUUGCCAACAUAUGUCAAGAUCAUUAGAGAUGGAUCGUCUAUAUUAAUUAAUUGCCAUCGGCAAAAAGAUAUUUUAUGGAAGACAAUUUAUUUUGUUAUAUGACAUCAUUAUUUUAUUCCGUUGAUUUCGUAUAAAUUCAUACGAACCUCAACAAAACAUGUAAUGAUUGAAUACUACUCUACAUAAGCAUAAAGAUACUUUUUAAAAAACAAUCCGUGGAUAAUCAGGCAGAGCAUGUUCACUUGAUGUAUACAUACUUUCACUCGUAUUCGUAACAGCGAAGAGAAAGAAAGAAAAAGAAAAAUAAUCGUUUGUUCUUCCCGAUCGACUAAAAUAAUUACGAACUCAUCUGCGUUUCCACUGUUUUUCAUAUAACUGAUCACCGCAAAGCAAUUGAAUAAAACAAAGGUCAAAGACAAUUUAAGUGUGAACGACCUACUCCAAGGAUCAACCAGAAAACCUAUAAUUAUGUACGUAUUUAAGGACUACAGUGUCUAUGUAUGUAACUCUGUAAGUUGUGUGUCAGCACAUCACAAGGGACAAUAGUAAACUGAUCCAUCGGCGGCGAACGGCGUUCGGCGAACAAUCGACAUCUCGUUGUCGACGAUAAAAAAACGUCAAAAAACACAAGAAAAUAAGUACGAUUAUAUGG
This is a messenger RNA of Solenopsis invicta (red fire ant), 10880 nucleotides long. RefSeq names its product transmembrane protein 132E (gene dtn). The record is from RefSeq and is a predicted model, not a curated record. Bases 157 to 4686 code for a protein of 1509 amino acids. NCBI's taxonomy places the organism in Eukaryota, Metazoa, Arthropoda, Insecta, Hymenoptera, Formicidae. The transcript has 10 exons.